AUGUGGCUUCCCAGUCUCCUCAUCCUGCUCUCUCUCACAGAGCUCUCCCCUGCCCAGAACACCACGGUAGUGCAGGCGGUGGAGGGCCAGACCCUGUCUAUCUCCUGCCCUUAUGACCGUGUGAAGUAUUGGGGGCAGCUGAAGUCCUGGUGCCGGCACCACGAGCAGGAGGAGCAUUGCCAGCAUGUGGUCAGCGCCCGGCGCUCUUGGCUGCUAGCCUUCUUAAAGAAGUGGAAUGGGAGCACGGCCAUCACGGAUGAUGCCCUGGCGGGCAGGCUGACCAUUACCCUUAAAGAUCUCCGCCCCCAGGACACUGGACUCUAUCAGUGCCAGGGCCACCAGGAUGGGGUAGCAGACACCCUGAAGAAGGUGAUGGUGGAGGUGCUGGAGGAUCCCUUUGAACCCCAAAGCUCAGAAGAUUCCUGGAUCCCUGAAGAGACUCAGAUCUUAGAGGAGACCCAGAACCCUGAAGAACCUAAAGUCCAAUCCAGCAUCUCCAGGAGCCUCUCAGAAACUGGACACUCUCUCUCCUCCACUGUCUUCAUCUUCUUUGUUGCUGGACUCUUGCUCAUCAAACUCCUGGCUAUAGUGAUUCUCUGGUUUGUAACCUGGCAGAGAAGGAGGCAGAAGAUGAAACCAGAGAGUAGACACAAUCAUGGAUACCAGCUCCAACCCCUGCCAGGUGAGUGGGAAGAGGAGUCUGACAAUAAAGGAAUGGAGAAGAUGUGA
This is a messenger RNA of Gracilinanus agilis (Agile Gracile Mouse Opossum), 729 nucleotides long. RefSeq names its product triggering receptor expressed on myeloid cells 2 (gene TREM2). The record is from RefSeq and is a predicted model, not a curated record. NCBI's taxonomy places the organism in Eukaryota, Metazoa, Chordata, Mammalia, Didelphimorphia, Didelphidae. Bases 1 to 729 code for a protein of 242 amino acids. Gene Ontology annotation, molecular function: signaling receptor activity. Gene Ontology annotation, cellular component: cell surface. The transcript is spliced from 4 exons.